Carassius auratus (goldfish) is the source of this 2998-nucleotide messenger RNA. Its product is annotated as serine/threonine-protein kinase OSR1-like. NCBI's taxonomy places the organism in Eukaryota, Metazoa, Chordata, Actinopteri, Cypriniformes, Cyprinidae. Gene Ontology annotation, biological process: peptidyl-threonine phosphorylation; negative regulation of potassium ion transmembrane transporter activity; intracellular signal transduction. Gene Ontology annotation, molecular function: ATP binding; protein serine/threonine kinase activity. The coding region runs from base 163 to 1704 and encodes 513 amino acids. The transcript has 18 exons. The record is from RefSeq and is a predicted model, not a curated record. Gene Ontology annotation, cellular component: cytoplasm; cytosol.
UGGCAAAGUUUGGGAAUGAUAGAGGCGGUUGAAGAUAAUCGCAGAGAGGAGCUGGAAUGCUACUGCUUUGCGGAUUACACUAACAUUUACACGUUGUUUUCUGUGAGCACUCAUCUCUACUGCUUGGAUUCAGCAGGAUCUAAAGGAACGCAAUCCUGAGACAUGUCGGAGGACCUGAGCUCUCAACCCUGGUCCAUCAACAAGGAUGACUAUGAGCUGCAGGAGGUGAUCGGAAGCGGUGCUACGGCUGUGGUCCAGGCUGCCUACUGUGUGCCCAGGAAGGAGAAGGUCGCCAUCAAACGCAUCAAUCUGGAAAAAUGCCAGACCAGCAUGGACGAGCUCCUGAAAGAGAUUCAGGGGAUGAGCCAGUGUCACCAUCCCAACAUUGUGUCGUACUACACCUCGUUCGUGGUGAAGGAUGAGCUGUGGUUGGUCAUGAAGCUGCUCAGUGGUGGCUCUGUGCUGGAUGUUAUCAAGCACAUCAUUUCAAAAGGGGAAAACAAGAACGGUGUACUGGAUGAACCCAGUAUAGCUACUGUGCUGAAAGAGGUCCUUCAGGGUCUUGAGUACCUUCACAAAAAUGGACAGAUCCACAGGGAUCUUAAAGCUGGAAACAUCCUGCUGGGAGACGACGGAUCAGUGCAAAUCGCAGAUUUUGGUGUAAGUGCCUUCUUAGCCACUGGUGGUGACAUGACUCGCAAUAAAGUGCGGAAGACGUUUGUGGGAACGCCAUGUUGGAUGGCUCCAGAAGUGAUGGAGCAGGUGAAAGGUUACGACUUCAAAGCAGACAUCUGGAGUUUUGGGAUCACAGCCAUCGAGCUGGCCACAGGCACAGCUCCUUACCAUAAAUACCCUCCUAUGAAGGUGUUGAUGUUGACCCUGCAGAAUGAUCCUCCUUGUCUUGAGACUGGAAUCACAGACAAGGAGAUGGUGAAGAAAUAUGGGAAAUCCUUGAGGAAGAUGAUCUCGUCAUGUUUGCAGAGGGACCCAGAGAAAAGGCCGACAUCAUCAGAACUCUUAAAACAUAAAUUCUUCCAGAAAGCCAAGAAUAAUGAAUUCCUGCAGGAGAAAUUAUUACAGAAAGCACCUACAAUUAAAGAGAGAGCGAGAAAGGUUCGGCGAGUUCCUGGCUCCAGCGGGAGACUCCAUAAAACAGAAGAUGGACAGUGGGAAUGGAGUGAUGAUGAACUGGACGAGGAGAGCGAGGAGGGUAGAGCUGCUGUUGCUGCUUUACGGUCACCAAGAAUACUAGAAGGACUCCAGAAUGCAGAGAUAUUCCAGCCUUUCAGCAGUCACCUUCAGUCUGAACUACCUCAAGCUGCUGGCCAGGGCCCGGCCAACACUCAACACACAACCCCAACCCCAGCUGCGAACCCUGACCAGGCCUCAGUUCCUGGAGCCGAUGCCUCACAGACCCCGAUCAGUUUAGUAUUAAGGUUAAGAAACUUGAAAAAGGAACUGAAUGACAUACGAUUUGAGUUCAUGCCUGGUAGAGACACAGCAGAUGGGGUUUCUCAGGAGCUGGUAUCGGCCGGCUUGGUAGAUGGGAGAGAUUUAGUUAUAGUGGCUGCAAAUUUGCAGAAGAUCGUCGAAGAGCCUCAUUCCAAUAAAAAUGUCACUUUUAAACUGGCCUCUUGCGUUGAGGGCCCUGAGAUUACUGAUGAUGUCAAACUCUUGGGAUUUGCUCAGCUCAGCAUUAGCUAAACCUAGGCUCUGUGCGGGACCAUGACUUGCCUACAAAUGUGAAAACAAACCCAACACUACCAACAGAAUGACACAUUGAUGUAUUUUUUUUUCUCUUUCAAUUGCCCUAAAGAAACCACUGUUGCCAAAGAGAAAAGUACCCUAGCACCAGCCCAUAGGAUUCCAAACGGCCCAGCGGAAGAGUUGCACAAACUUGAGAACGAUCAGAAUUUGUAGGAAUCGAUUAAAAUAAAGUUUACAAUUUUUUUGUAUAAGGAUGCAAUUAUCAUAACCAGAUAUAACCUUUAUAUAUGUUUAUCCUUUUUUUUUUUUGUCUUAAUUUUUCUAAAUCUGAACAGACACCCUAAAAAUGAACAAUGUAAAAAAUGCCUCCAAUAUAACUGUUGAGUGCAUAAAAGAAGAGUGAAACUCAAAGAAACAUGGAGUUUAUAGAGGAAAAUAGUAAAUGGUUUUAGCUAUAGUUGUAAACCUUUAUUUUUUUUCUAUGCUUUUGAAGAGAAGCAGCUUAGCAUGUUUUAUCACACCGCAUGCAUUAUUAACUUAGGUUCAGUUUAAAGCAGCUUGAUGAAUAUUUACAGAAUCUGUUUUUGAAAUUUCAAACAACUUUUACUUUUUCACAAAAAUGACUUACACUACACUACAAUUCACAAAUAUUACAAAUGCUACAGAUUAGCUGAAUAUGAUUAAAUUGUUUAUUUGGUGUCAUUGAGCCCUAAUGAACACUCCUAAAGUCUGGUUUUACUUAUUUUUCCCCUUGUUGGUGUUGGUAUUUUUUUUAUUAUUAUUUUUGCCUCUAUCUCAACUUGGCACAUUUGCAAAUGUUACCAAUGCUGCUCUAAAGUUAUUGCCUUAAUAUUUCUACACAUUUUUGCAUCACACAUAUCUCUCCUUUUUUAGAUUUUGCAGUAAUUUGUGAAUUUUGGUUUUAAUUUUUGACAUUAUCUGUGACUUAUGCUCAUUUUUAUAAGCAUCUCUGUGAAAAGGUAGAAUUACCUGAUAAAAACUUUGGUGUUUAGCUUUUUCCUGCUCUGGAAUUGAACUCUUAAGUAUUCAUGUGUAUUUCUGAUGUGGAUGAACUCAGUGGAGCAUGUACAUAAUGUAAUUUGCCAUUGGUUUGAUUUUAUAUGGGAUGUUUCACUCGUGGCCUUUGUGUUCUUCAUAAAUAAGGUGAUGGGAGGUGGUGUCAACUACAAAAGACACUUUGUGAGCUUUCUUGGUUUGUCUUUGUCUUUGUCUGUGAGGGGGCCAAUAAUCACAGCGAGAUCUUAGGAAGCAUAAAUCUGCCUGAAACUGC